Lotus japonicus is the source of this 2783-nucleotide messenger RNA. RefSeq names its product protein FAR1-RELATED SEQUENCE 5-like. The coding region runs from base 1 to 2226 and encodes 741 amino acids. Gene Ontology annotation, molecular function: zinc ion binding; nucleic acid binding. The record is from RefSeq and is a predicted model, not a curated record. Lineage: Eukaryota; Viridiplantae; Streptophyta; Magnoliopsida; Fabales; Fabaceae. The transcript is spliced from 3 exons.
AUGGCAGAUGUGAAUGAAUAUUUCUCUAUUGACUUGUCUAAUGAUGGAGGUAUGAGUGAGGAUGAUGAUUCUGUGGCAGUGGCUGAUGAUGGCAAUGGCAAUAAUGAGAAUUCUAAUCCAGAUCGUUGCAAAUUAAUCCCUGACUUGACAGCUGAUGAGAUAAGGGAGCUGGUGUUUUGUUCUGAGAAGGAUGCUGUUGAAUUUUACCAACACUAUGCCCAUUUCAAAGGUUUUGGUGCAAGGAAAGAUGAUGUCCGUCGUGAUCGAAAGGGUAAUAUUAUUAGUCGUCAACUGGUGUGUAAUAGGGAAGGUGAGAGACAUGAGAAGCAUUUGAAUAAGGUUAGCCGAGUCAAAGAAGCAAAGCCUAUUACCAGAGUGGCUUGCCCAGCAAAGUUCCGUGUCCGUUUUCAUGCAGACUCAAGCAAGUGGAAGGUUGUGCUAUUUGAACCAGAACACAAUCAUGGGUUGACACCUGCAUCCCACGUUCAUUUGAUGCCCUCAUUCAGGGGAUUGACUGAUGGUGACAAGGCUCAAGUAGACAGUCUAAAGCUGUAUGGGGUGAGAAGUUGCAACAUAAUGGGGCUUUUGAUGGGUCAGAAAGGUGGGCAUGAAUCGGUGGGUUUUCUGAAAAAGGACUUAUAUAAUCAUGUUGAUAAGAAGAAAAGGAUAAGUUUAGGUGCUGGAGAUGCAGCCAGUGCAUUGAGUUAUUUGCAGCGUAAGGGGGAGAAGGAUCCCAUGUUUUUUUUCAAAUUCACAAGAUCAGGUGAAGAAAAUCUUGAAAACUUGUUUUGGUGCGAUGGAACAAGUCGCCUUGAUUACCAAGCGUUUGGAGAUGUCAUUGUUUUUGACAGCACCUACAAGAAGAACAAGUACAACAAACCGGUUGUUAUCUUUUCUGGCUACAAUCAUCACAAGGAGACUACAAUUUUUGCAUGUGCCUUGGUUUGUGAUGAGACCAUUGAGACUUACAAAUGGGUCCUGAAAGCCUUGGAUGAAGCUAUGUUUGGAAAGCAACCCAAAGCUGUUGUGACUGAUGGAGACAAAUCUAUGCGUGAAGCAGUGAAGGUUGUGUUUCCUAAUGCUACUCAUAGGCUUUGUGGAUGGCAUAUUCAGCAAAACUGUCUUGAGAAAAUUAAGAUUCCAGAUUUCUUGAAUGAAUUUAAGACUUUGAUUUAUGGGAAUUUCACUCCAGAACGUUUUGAAACUAAAUGGCUGCAAGUGAUUGAAAAGUAUGGUAUUGGUGAGGAAAAAUGGAUUAAACAGACGACUACCUCUCUAUGUGAAGGCAUUAACUCAUUUAUUAAGAGGUAUGUGCAGUGCAAAAAUAGCAUCCUUGAUUUCAUUUAUAACUUUGAGAGAGCUGUGGAGGAGUAUAGGCAUAAUGAGUUAGCCUCUGAUUUCAAGUCAAGUUAUGGUGAGCCUGUCUUGAUUACUGCUUUGAGUCACAUUGAACAAGGGGCAGCAAAGUUGUUGACAUUGAAUAUGUUUAGGGAAGUGAGACAUAUGAUUCAACGAGCACUUAACCUUAAUCUUGUUGAACGAUCAGAGAUUGGUACCACAGUGAUGAUAAAGUUUAGCAUUUGUCGUCAUCCAAAUACUCAGUUCUUGGUCAUUUAUGACAAGAAUCAGAACAUGUUUAAUUGUGAUUGUGGGUUUUCUGAAUAUGUUGGCAUACCUUGUUCUCACAUUAUAUGUGCAAUGAGAACUGAGAACAUGAAUGAAUUCCCUGCUAGUCUUGUUUCUAAAAGGUGGCUGAAGACUGCAAAGGCUGAUUCAUUACAAUCUAUCCCUGCUAUGGAGGUUGAUACUGAUAGAAUGAAAAUGCUGCGUAGAGGUGCAAUUUCUGCUGCAUGCAACUUUCUGAGUGAAUAUGGUGCUGAUGACUCUUCUGAUUUCUCAAAUGUUAUCGAGGACAUAUACAAGCUUGUCAUGAAAUUUCAGAAACGUCGCCAUCCCAAUUCUGCUGCAACCAAUUUAUUUGUCAUUGGUGACCCAGCUGUUGUCAAAACAAAGGGCGCUCCACGGAAGAAGUAUAAGAAGACGAAAAGGCUAUGCUCUAAUUGCAGAAAGGGUGGCCACACAAUCAGGACAUGUCCUACAUUAUUUGAGGGUAAUGAAGUUGGAGAAAGUUUUGCAGAUGCUGAAGAAGAUGAAGAUUCAUCUGUUGAAAUUGAUGGUGAUAACACUGCUGAUACUGAGGAGAUAAUGGAGGGCCCAGUUCAAUGAGUACAGUCAAAGCCAAAAGAAAGGCAUGUUAUAUGUCAUAUUUACUAUGUUGUAUAAAUUUGAGUGGCAUGUUCUGUUGUAAAAUUGUUGUUUAUGGUUUAUAUUUGGCUGUGAAUUUUAGGUGGGAGAUAGAAGAACCCAAAAGGAUGUUAAACGCAACACUGGAAGUUCCCAAGCUAUGGUGUCACCAACUAUUGAGCAACCUCAAGCUGAUAUUGAAGCCCCUCCAAUGAGUUUCCCAAGUGGGUUCAAUUUGUUUCCCCAAUUCCCUGCGAGCCAGAUUUUACAAUCUUUCCAUCCUUUUGCUUCAUACCAGCAAUCGCCUUAUGGCACUCAGUAGAAGACUGAAUAUUGGAUGUGGCUCUGAAUUUUGCUUGGAAUUGCUAUUGCAUUGUGUUGCUUAAACCAUUAAUGGACCUGUUUUUUUUCAUGUAAUUUUUGCUGGGAACUAAUAUGGCUAUGUUAUUGAAGUCCUCGCUGAUUUUGAAGUAUUUUUUGUUUAUGAAGUCUUGAAGUUAUUAUGAUUGAAUGUUGGACCAAUGAAUUUUAUUGCUGAA